GGCUGCAGUCAGACACUCAGAGGGAUUUGGCUCUCCUUUUGAAUCCUGCACAUCUUCAGUUCUCCGCCCAGAGUUGACAACAGCCUUACCAUGUCUUACACAAGAAAAGCAAUGUCCGUCCAGAGUUCUGGCAGCACCAGGAGGACCUUUGGAGGGCCAAGCAGCUACUCUGUAAAAAGAACCACCAUCAGUGGUGUUGGCUCUGGUCCUGCUUCUGGUGGUUUUAGCUAUGGAAUGUCUUCAAUGGGUGGUGGGUCCAGCUUCAGUGGUGGCUUCUCUUCUGGAAGCCAAGGCUACAUCGCUCCACCGAUCACAGCUGUCCAAGUCAACCAGAGCCUGCUGGCCCCUCUGAACCUGGAAAUUGACCCCACCAUCCAGGCCGUCCGCACCCAGGAGAAGGAUCAGAUCAAGACCCUCAACAACCGCUUCGCCUCUUUCAUUGACAAGGUUCGUUUCCUGGAGCAGCAGAACAAGAUGCUGGAGACCAAAUGGAGCCUCCUGCAGGACCAGACCACCACCCGCUCCAACAUCGAUGGCAUGUUCGAGGCCUACAUUGCCAACCUGCGCAGACAGCUCGAUGGGCUGGGCAAUGAGAAGGUCAAGCUGGAGGGAGAGCUGAGGAACAUGCAGGGCAUGGUUGAGGACUUCAAGAGGAAGUACGAGGAUGAAAUCAACAAACGUGCAGCUGCAGAGAAUGAGUUUGUGCUCCUGAAGAAGGAUGUCGAUGCUGCCUACAUGAACAAGGUGGAGCUGGAAGCCAGAGUUGAUGCUCUUCAGGAUGAGAUCAACUUCCUCAGGGCCGUCUAUGAGGCUGAGCUUCGUGAGCUGCAGGGCCAGAUCAAGGACACCUCCGUCAUUGUGGAGAUGGACAACAGCCGUAACCUGGACAUGGACUCUAUUGUGGCUGAAGUGCGCGCUCAGUAUGAGGACAUUGCCAACCGCAGCAAGGCUGAGGCAGAGACCUGGUACAAACAGAAGUAUGAGGAGAUGCAGUCCUCUGCUGGACAGUAUGGUGAUGACCUGCGCACAACCAAGGCUGAGAUUGCUGAGCUGAACCGCAUGAUCGCCCGUCUUCAGAAUGAGAUUGAGGCUGUCAAGUCACAGAGGGCCAGCCUUGAGGCUCAGAUCGCAGAGGCUGAGGAGCGUGGUGAGCUGGCAGUGAAGGAUGCCAAGCUCCGCAUCAAGGAUCUGGAGGAUGCUCUGCAGAGAGCCAAGCAGGACAUGGCCCGCCAGGUGCGCGAAUACCAGGAGCUGAUGAAUGUCAAGCUGGCCCUGGACAUCGAAAUUGCCACAUACAGGAAACUGCUGGAAGGAGAGGAGACCAGACUCGCCAGCGGAGGCUCCAAUGCAACCAUCCAUGUGCAGCAGAGCAGCGGAGGUGGAUUGCAGUCCAGCGCUGGAUUUGGCUAUGGUGGAAGCAGCGGCUACAGUAGCGGCAGCUACAGUAGCGGCGGCUAUGGUGGUGGUUAUGGCGGCGGUUCUACUAUCACCAAGUCCUCAGUCCAGUCAGUCAGGAGAGCCUAUUAAAAAGGAGAGCCAUCCCUCUUUCCCUUCAGAAACUCUUGAAUUAGAUCUAAAUUUGUAUCCCUGCAUGGUGCCACACAAUACUGGUAUUCACGUUCAACAAGAGAGCUGAAUGUCCCUAAAAUCUGAGAGUUUCUGAAGGUCAUAUUUUUGUUUUUUUCUUUGCAAUAACAUCAAAGACAAAAGGUGAAGAUAGUGUUAAAAGUGAGCAUGGAAAACAUUUAACAAAAUGUACUCUGUACUGUCAGCUUGGAUACUUUUUGUACUGUAGUGCACUGUUUGUACAUUUGAGUGCUAAGAAGAGCCAAUCACUGACCAAAUCUGAUCACUGGAAAAAUACAAAAAAGUUAUGUUUGUAUGAUUUAACAUGUUUAUAGUUUACAUUUACACUGGCUGGCUCUUUUUAGUGCUCUGACAAAUGUUUUCCUGUUUGGUUUUGCCUUUCCUUGCCUUCACUAUAAAACAAUGUUGAAACCAGAUUUAUUUUGUAGAAACAUUCUUAGCAACAUAGCUGAUGAAUGUUCUAGCAAGUAACAUCAAACACAUCUGAAUAAAAUGAAUCUGAGAACUAA
This is a messenger RNA of Larimichthys crocea (large yellow croaker), 2096 nucleotides long. RefSeq names its product keratin, type II cytoskeletal 8. The record is from RefSeq and is a predicted model, not a curated record. The coding region runs from base 91 to 1527 and encodes 478 amino acids. Gene Ontology annotation, biological process: intermediate filament organization; keratinization. NCBI's taxonomy places the organism in Eukaryota, Metazoa, Chordata, Actinopteri, Sciaenidae. The transcript is spliced from 9 exons. Gene Ontology annotation, cellular component: keratin filament. Gene Ontology annotation, molecular function: structural constituent of skin epidermis.